AUGAGUUUGAUGAGCACAAGGAUUGAGUCAUUGCCGGAGGAAUGCCUAUCACACAUCAUAUCUUUAACUUGUCCAAAGGAUGCGUGCCGUUCAUCUCUCGUUUCGUGUACUUUCCGUGAUGCAGCCGAUUCCGACUUGGUCUGGAAUAAAUUCCUGCCGUUGGAUUACUCUGACAUCAUCUCCAAUUCUGUGUCUCCUUUUUUCUUCUCCUCCAAAAAGGAUUUGUAUGCUAAGCUUUCCUCUACCCCGCUUCUUAUUGAUGGUGGUCAAAAGACAUUUUUACUGGACAAACAUACAAACAAAAGAUGUUACAUGUUGAGUGCAAGGGAACUCUCAAUUACUUGGUCUACAAACUCUCCUUAUUGGCACUGGAAACAUCUCUUUCACUCCAGGUCGAGUCAAUUUACUUUUCUCAUUACACAGUUUCUUAUUUAACUUCUUUUUAUUUCAAAUUC
Molecule: messenger RNA, 455 nt
Organism: Erythranthe guttata (spotted monkey flower)
Lineage: Eukaryota; Viridiplantae; Streptophyta; Magnoliopsida; Lamiales; Phrymaceae
Source: RefSeq, a predicted model, not a curated record